CAAUUUACAGAUCCCCAACAUCACCAAUCUCCAUACCAAUUUCCACCAUUUUUUUUAUCGCAUAACAUUUCCUCCACUCUCUCUCUCUCUCUCUCUAGAUAUGUUAGUAAGUGAUUAUAAAAGCACAAGAGCUUUUUCUUCUUUUGCUUCUUUUGCUUCGUUUUUACUUAUUACCCCUUGAGGUGUUGGCUUUCUCAUUCAUUAUGCUUAGUUUUCCAUUGCUGCAUUUGAACGCCCAGGCACAGACACCAUGAUCCACCGCCAACCUCAACCAUUCUUGUUCUUCUUCUUCAUCUACUCCAACAACAACAACAUCAACAACCCAAUUUAUUGUUUUGGGUAUUGUGUUCUUCGAUUGACAUGGGCUGCGGAGGCUCCAAGGUGGAGGACCUUCCUCUGGUGACACUAUGCAGAGAGCGAAAGGAGUUCCUCAAAGCCGCAUCUGAACAACGUUACGCUCUCGCCGCAGCCCACAUCGCUUACUUUCACUCCCUCAGGGACAUCGGCGACGCCCUUACUAAAUUCGCCGACCAAGACCUCUUUUUCUCCGGUUCUUCCUCUCCGGUUCUCACAUUGCCCUCCGAUGAACACAAACCCAAGAAGAAGAACAACACUUCCUCUUCUUCCCCUUCCAUUUCCAUUUCCCACGCCGAUUCCCUCGAGGAGGGCUCUCACUUGCAUUUGUCCUCUGGAUCCGAAUUGAGCUCUCCUUCCUCCGAUCACAUUCACCUUCACCAUAGCCCCGAGCCCAAACACAAGCCCAGGCACAGGCCCAGGCCCGACCCCGACCCAGAGCCCGAUACACCACCUUCUUCUUCUUCUCCUCCUCCUCCUCCUCCUUUUGAGUAUCACUAUUAUCAUCCCCAAGAUUGGAACCAACCACCCGGGAUGAACACUUACGCAUACUACAUGAAGAGUUCUGCACCUCAUGGAAAGUCGAUGGUGUACGAGGAGGAAGAGAGACACGUGGCAAAAACUGGGCAAUGGACCUCUGAUUCACCAAAUGGGUAUGGUUAUGGUUAUGGGUAUGGGAACGGUGGUUUCUUUGGGUCUCCGGCGGGGGAUUACAGUUAUUAUUCUCAGGCGGGGCCGUCGUCUUCGCCGGCUCCUCCUCCUCCACCUCCGGCACCGCCUUCGCCGCCUAGAGUCUCCACUUGGGAUUUCCUUAACUUUUUUGACAGCUACGAUUACGGUUAUCAGGGAAAGUACGGGAUUGGAUCGAUUGCGAGUAGUCCUGAUUCGAAGGAGGUUAGAGAAAGGGAAGGGAUUCCUGAAUUGGAAGACGAGACUGAACAUGAAGUUGUGAAAGAGGAGAUUCGUCACAAGGAGAAGAAAAAGUUUGCAGAUGAAAAGCCCCAAAAGGAAAAAGUUGUUAAAGGCAGAGACUUCGGUGAGGGUACUUCGAAUUCCAAGGCAGUGCCGUUACAACAAGUGAGUAGCAGUGAGGGAAGUUCCAAGACAGUGCGGUUCCAUGGCAGUGAUGGUAGUUCUCUUUCACAUGAAAAGGAGAUUAAAAGCAGUCCUGAUACUGUUGUUUCUGAAAGCUCUCCCGAAGGGAAUGCCCGUAAGAAAGGGGUGAGUUUUGAGGUUGUUGAUGAAGCAACUGUUACAGCGGUGGAUGGUGAGUCUUCAGUGUUGAGUAGCGUAACCACUUUGUCUGCUCAUGGAACCAGAGAUCUCCGUGAGGUUGUUCAGGAAAUAAGAGAUGAGUUUGAGACAGCCUCCAAUUGUGGAAAAGAGGUUGCUCUGCUGCUUGAGGUUUGCAAACCACCUUAUCGGUCAAAAGUUGCUGCAUUUAGAGUUAUCUUUUCCAGGAUCUUGCAGAUGGUAGCACCUUCCGGGUUACCUUCGCAUCCUCCUUCUAGGCCACCAAUACAAUAUUCUUCUAGGGCAAUGAAAUUGGCAAAAGCAUACUGUGGGGAACCUGGGGAUGACUUCAAGGCCAAUACGGAAAACCUUUCAUCUACAUUGGAGAAACUUUAUGCGUGGGAAAAGAAAUUGUAUAAGGAAGUUAAGGAUGAAGAGAGGUUGCGAGCUAUUUAUGAGAAACAAUGCAAGAGACUGAAAACAUUGGAUUAUCGAGGUGCUGAAACUAGUAAAAUUGAUGCUACUGAGGCAUCAAUAAGGAAGUUGCUGACAAAAAUGAAUAUUUGCAUCAGAACUGUUGAAGCUAUAUCAGGGAAGAUACAUAAAUUGAGGGAUGACGAAUUGCAGCCUCAACUUGCAGAAUUGAUCAAUGGGUUAAUAAGAAUGUGGAAAUUCAUGCUCAGAUGCCACCAGAAACAGUUCCAAGCUAUCAUGGAGAGUAAAACUCAGUCGCUUAAGAUUAACACUGGUUUGCAAAGAGAUGAAGGUUUGAAGGCUAUCUUAGAACUUGAAAAGGAGCUUCUGAAUUGGUGCAGUCAGUUCAACAAUUGGGUUAAGACUCAAAAAUCUUAUGUCAAAAAUUUGAAUGAGUGGCUCAUCAGGUGCCUUCAUAAUGAACCUGAAGAAACAGCUGAUGGUAUUGUCCCUUUCUCUCCAAGUCGGAUUGGAGCCCCACCAGUUUUCAUAAUUUGCAAUGAUUGGCAUCAAGCAAUGGAUAGAAUUUCAGAAAGAAUGGUUGCAGAUGCCAUGCGUGAAUUUGCUUUAAAACUACAUGAGCUAUGGGAGAGGCACGAUGAGGAGCAACGCCAGAGAAUAAAAGCAGAGUAUCUCACAAAGGACUUUGAGAAACAGAUUAGAACUUUGCGUUCACAAAUGGGAAGCUCAGAACAUGAGCAUGAUAAAGUUUCAGGAAAGACUGCAUUGUCGAAGCUUCAUUCUGAUAGUGGUGUUUCACCACUGGAUGAUCUAAAGGUGGAUUUAGAUUCUAUGAGGAAGAGAUUACAUGAGGAGAGGGUCAGGCACAAAGAAGCCAUUAAGCUUGUUAAUGAUGCAGCUUCUAAUAGUUUACAAGCUGGUUUGAUUCCCAUUUUUAAGACAUUAGAAAGUUUCACUUCGGAGGUGGUGAAGGCUCAUGAGCAAGUCAGGCUUCAAAAUGCUGGGGACUCGUAGAGAUGCUGGCUAUUUGGUUUCUUUUGACGUCAUGAGAUUGCAUUUACUAGUGUGGAUUGAUUGGGGAAGUAUAGAGAGCACAUGGAAGAUUUAGAACUAACCACCAGUUUUGCAGCUAUAGUUAAUCUUAUUCUGUAGGAAAGCACCCUUUGAUAUACCCUGAAGAGGUUUGCUUUGAAUAAUUUUCAGCAAUGAAGGCCUUUGGGUGCCUAAAUGUCAGGAAGUGGUCAUAUUGAACACAGCUCCUGUUACACCCAAUCUACAGUUAGGUAAAAAAUUUGUACAGAAAAAUUCAUUUAUUUGUUGAUUGUUUGUAGUUGAUUGUAUAUGUUGUUGCACAUGCUUAGGAGUAGGAUCUUAUCAGGAGGAAGCAGGGGAUGUUAGUAGAAGU
Gastrolobium bilobum is the source of this 3427-nucleotide messenger RNA. RefSeq names its product protein ROLLING AND ERECT LEAF 2-like. The transcript is spliced from 4 exons. The record is from RefSeq and is a predicted model, not a curated record. The coding region runs from base 361 to 3036 and encodes 891 amino acids. Lineage: Eukaryota; Viridiplantae; Streptophyta; Magnoliopsida; Fabales; Fabaceae.